Molecule: messenger RNA, 699 nt
Organism: Plasmodium malariae
Lineage: Eukaryota; Apicomplexa; Aconoidasida; Haemosporida; Plasmodiidae
Product: PIR protein
Exons: 3
Coding region: 1-699 (232 amino acids)
Source: RefSeq, a predicted model, not a curated record
AUGGUGAAAUUAAAAACAAGUAAGAUAGAAAAAUUGAGACUUUUUUUUGAAGAAGAUUAUAAACCUUCUGAUUUUACAGAAAAAUUUUCCUCAUUUUCUUCAUUAGAGGGAAUACAUGAAAAUUUAUAUAAAAUUGGUUACAUGCUUUAUAAUAAUUUCAAAAAUAGACAUGUAUAUCCAGGGUUAAUUGAUUGCACUGAUAGUGAAUGUGGUAGUUUUAGUAUUAGUGAUACUGAUUACUGUGAGUUAUUGAAUGAAUGGUUAAACAACAAAAAAAAUAAAUAUAUAAUUGAAGGAUCUAAUUGUGAAGAUAACACACAAUUAUGGGAAAAACACAUUGAGGAAUUGUGGGAACAAAUAAAAAUAUAUAUAAAGGAUAUGUUCUUGUGUGAAAGAAAUAAAACUAUAUAUACUUGUUCUAUUUCACCUGAAUUAAAGACUGCUUCACCUGAUUUGAAGACUGCUUCACCUGAUUUGAAGACUGCUUUAUCUGUGGGUUUUACACUUCUGGGAACUUGUCUUAUUAGUUUUUUUUUUUUGUAUAAGUUUAGUCCCCUUGGUACCUGGAUUAACAAUAAUAUAAAUAAAAAGAAAAGAAUAACAAAAAACAUAUUUUCUGAAGAAUCAUCUGGAUCAUUAGAAAGAUCAUCUAAAAAUGGAGAAAUUACUAUAGGUUAUCAUUUUGUAGAAGAUUCGUAA